GCCGGCAUGGCGCACAAGCAGAUCUACUACUCGGACAAGUACGACGACGAGGAGUUCGAGUACCGGCACGUGAUGCUGCCCAAGGACAUCGCCAAGUUGGUGCCCAAGACCCAUCUGCUGUCGGAGUCGGAGUGGCGCAACCUGGGCGUGCAGCAGAGCCAGGGCUGGGUCCACUACAUGAUCCAUGAGCCAGAACCCCACAUCCUGCUCUUCCGCCGGCCGCUGCCUAAGAAGCUGGAGAAGUGAGUGGCUCAUGGGAGCUCCACCGCCCGAGCUGAGACAACACCUUCCUCUUUCUGCUCCUCGGCGUUCCCAGCCCGGUGCUACCUGGGCAGCAGUUCAGUGACGAGGACCCCUCCCCUCCCUACCUGAGCUCCCUCCAAAGCUUCAA
Messenger RNA from Indicator indicator, 391 nucleotides. RefSeq names its product CDC28 protein kinase regulatory subunit 1B (gene CKS1B). Gene Ontology annotation, biological process: regulation of mitotic cell cycle. The transcript has 3 exons. Lineage: Eukaryota; Metazoa; Chordata; Aves; Piciformes; Indicatoridae. Gene Ontology annotation, cellular component: SCF ubiquitin ligase complex; cyclin-dependent protein kinase holoenzyme complex. The record is from RefSeq and is a predicted model, not a curated record. Gene Ontology annotation, molecular function: ubiquitin binding; protein kinase binding; cyclin-dependent protein serine/threonine kinase activator activity. The coding region runs from base 7 to 246 and encodes 79 amino acids.